Molecule: messenger RNA, 2128 nt
Organism: Volvox carteri f. nagariensis
Lineage: Eukaryota; Viridiplantae; Chlorophyta; Chlorophyceae; Chlamydomonadales; Volvocaceae
Exons: 2
Coding region: 1-1722 (573 amino acids)
Biological process (GO): ceramide biosynthetic process; sphingolipid catabolic process
Cellular component (GO): cell periphery; membrane; endoplasmic reticulum
Molecular function (GO): protein binding; glycerophospholipase activity
Source: RefSeq, a predicted model, not a curated record
AUGAAUCCUGACGAAGGUCACAGUUGGGAUAAUUUAACGGCGGACAUUGUCGAGCGUGUUGUUAGCUUCCUGGAUCCAAACGAGGUGGUAUGUACCGUCAAGGAAAUCAAUAAGGCCAUGGCGAGCCAGUUUCGGGAAAAAGUAGCUAUCCGGCUGUCGCAGCCCGUACCCCAUCACGCGUUCAAUAGGCACUGGAGCCGCCCGGAGGCAGUUCACAACUUCGUACGAAGUAAACGCCGAGAUCUUCUACUCCUGACGGCCCGCAGCGGCAGCCUGGCCAACCUGCAGGUCGCCGUCAAGGCAGCGGGCUGCGAGCUCUCCUCGGAGGUCUUCAACGCAGCAGCCGAGAGCGGCAAUAUUGAGAUGUGCCAGUGGCUGCAGGAAGAAGACUGCUUCGACGUUUCUGAGAAAGCGGCAGCAGCAGCUGCCCGAAGUGGCCAUCUGGUAAUGGUCCGGUGGCUGCUGCAACAGGAGCGUGGUUUUGAGCUACGGAGAGCCGGUUCCCAAGCAUUUAUAGCAGCCGCCUUUGCCGGUCAUCAGACUGUGUGUGAGGGGCUCCUGGAGGACGGUACUCCGUUGGACGACUGGACGGGUAUUUUUGAUGCCGCCCGCGGUGGCCAUGUGGGCCUCACAAACAGGCUCCUUCAUCGGAUUGAGUCAGGAUUUGGGUCAAUGCCGGGAGUUAUGGACGAUGUUGUCGACGGAGCUGCAUAUGGCUUCGACCUGGCGGCAUUGCAGCACAUGUACACGAUGUACAGUGGUGAUUUUGGUGAUAAUUUUGGCAACAACACCCUUGCGGAGGCUCUGGUGAGCCCCACCCCCGACUGGCGGGCCAAGGUGGAGUGGCUGCAGGUUCAGGGAUAUCGCUUCGAUGGCAUUGUAAAUAAGGAGGCCCUUGCCAGCCGUCCAGAUGCUGUGGAGCGGGUACAGCGGCUGCUUAUGGAGGUAGAGGAAAAGGAUGUCGUACCAAGGGUCUUCAUCAGCGCCGUACGUGCUGUUAACCUGUCCCUGAUACGCUACUUGCGAGUGGGGAGGGACUGGCUUCCAGAACGCACGAGGGAUGCAUUAACAGUAGCAGCCCGUGCUGGCAACAUGGCGCUGCUGGUCGAGCUGGUGACCUUGGGCUGGCUUCUUGAUGGGUGGACUGUGAUGGCCGCAGUUGAGGGCGGUCACCUGCACAUUCUUAAAUGGAUGGAUGCAUGUGGUGGUCGAGAGUUCAUCCAGGAGCUCGUCCAGAAGUACCAGGCUCUGUUGACACAUGCAACAAUAUCUGGUAGUGUGGAGGUCGUGGAAUGGCUGCUAAACGAGCUAGCCUUGCCCUGGAGUGGAGAGGAGCUUCUUAAUGCAGCAGUGACGGCAGGCAGUCCAGCAGUCUUGGAGUGGCUUGUGGCCCGGGGCGUCCCCAUGGGGGAUGAUGGUGAGCUUUACGUAACGGCAGCACACCAUCACGACCUGGUCAUCCUGCGUUGCCUGAGGCGGCUGGGCUGCCCCUGGGGCCCCGGCGUCUUCAGCCGAGCGGUGUACGACAAGGACUAUGGCAUUACCCUAGAGACCCUUCACAGGGGCAGUACCGUAAAGGUCCUUCAGUGGCUGCGCGCCGAGGGUUGCCCGGUGGACUGGGAGGAGGCCAGGAGCUGGGCCAAGACCAGAAAAAAUCAAUACGUGUGGGAUGAAAACGCUGUUGCUGUUCAUGCCUGGAUUGAGAGCAUAGCGCCGAGUUAGCUGUUGGGACGAGCCAGGGGGGUCUACAACAGUUGCAGAUGUGCGUAUUAAGCAAAGCAAAUAAACAGCAGCGAAUUUCUGUGAGGGAGAGGAAGAUUGAAGACGGCGGGGAGCUGCAAGGGUAUGAUGGGGAGGUUGUUUGAUAGAUGCCUGAUUGGGAAGUGGGAACCUGAACAUAUGUGGUCCCACCGCAAGCCUAUCGUUAGUCUCCUUUAUCACUUGCUUAGUCUGAAGUGCGAGGUAGGAUGGUGCUUAUAGGCGACCUGGCAGCCCUUCAGCCCUCGGCUCGUAUUGGGUGGUUUGCAGGUACUCCCUGUAGUACGGGAAUGCACCCAAGACCAUGUAACACACACACACACACACUCACAGAUGGCCUGAUUGGAGUGAAGUGGAGGGGCAGCAGUGG